GGCACCCAACCCUCGACGCGAACCGCACGCUUUUCCGCAGGACAGGUUUUCCUGGAGGUGAUUUCCGCCCUUGGCGAUCAUCCAAACCACUCUACGGCUACUUUUCCAGCAUCGUUUAGGGUUUUCCAACGGGUUUUCUUUGAUACUUGUGGCUAUUUGGAGGGAGAAAUAAAGAGAAGGCAAGAUGUUGAUCGGAUUGGUCAGAGAGUCGGUAAUGCAAUGCUUCUGUCACACGUGCCGGGCACCGAUACCAGCAGCUGCUGUCCACAGGAGGAAUAUUCCCAUUACGAAAGUCAAAACCAAACCAAGAACUAAUCAACCUAAACGUGUUCAGUUUGUUACUACGGAGGUGCGAUGCCAGGAGAAGACGCGCGGCGGGGUGCGGUACGAGGUCAUCCUGGGCGAGCCCGAGGUCAAGGCUGCGCCCCCCAAAAAGCCCCUGUCCCCCAAAAACUCCGUGUCGGUGCAGGACAUCGAGGAGAAGCUCAAGGCCGCGGAGGAACGCAGACAGCAAUUAGAAUCUUCUAAGAUUGCUGCUUUGUCAGCAAAGAUGCAGAAAAUUGAAGAGGCCAGUCGCAAAAAGGACGAACAGACCACUCAGUUCAUUACAGCUACUCGCGACGCUUUGGAACAGAAAAUGGGCACAGUUACCGAGAAAAGAGAAGCUUAUAUCAGCGACUUAAAGACCAAACUUAAGGAUCACAUUGAAAACGUUGAAAAAACUCGACUGUCUUUGGAACAACAAACUGAUGAAGUCCGUACUGCCAUUGAAGAGAAACUGAAAACUGCCACCAUUCAAAGGGAUGAAAACCUGAAGAAAAUGUUAGAACGUCUAAAGGAACAUGAGGAGCAAGUUCGAAAGGUAAAGUCCUCGAAUAACACUAAACUGCAAGACCUAGGGAACGCCAUCCUAACGAAGCUGGUCCAGGCGAGGAACAGGCGGGAACAGAUCGAACAGGAACAGCUGGAGAAACUCAAGAAAAACAAUUCCAGACCGUUCGAAAAGCAGAAAUCUGUAGAAUCCACUAUUGAAAGUCGAAAGUCCGAGGUGAUCAAUCUGAUCGAGAAUAAACUCUGCAUCGCCGAACAGAUUCGAGAGAAGGUGAUCCAGAAAAAGGUGGAACUAGCUAAGAAACAUAAUGAGCACUUAAACGAGGUUAAGCAAACGCUAGGGAAUCGUAAAAGCGAGCAAGUAAACAAAAUCGAAAACAAGCUCACCGCCGCCGAACAGAAGAGGGAACAGGAAAUGCAGAAGAAACUCGAGCAUAUUAAAAAACAUGAGAAACAUGCUGAACUGGUCCGUCAAAACAAGGCAGUACUGGCAGCUAAAGCUCCAUCUUCUGGUUAACGUCCAGGCAGCAGCGAGUAGUUAUCCCCUUCUCAAACUUUAUACUCAACUGCUUUAAACCUCGGUUAACUUAACCCGAGGUUAAAACUUAUAUCAUUAGGGAAGAGCACUCUCGAGUCCUUUCCUCGAAGUAUUGCUUUUAGACUGAAGUUUUUUUUUGUGAUCAUUUUAUUAUUCUUCAUUUACGAUUUAUUCUAAGUUUGUUUUAUUUGUAUUUUCUAUUUAAUUUUUAGUUAUUCUACAUUAUUUACCAUUUGACCAUACUAAAAUACUAAUAUUAUAUAUUUCUAGUUCGUUUUUAUUUGUUUGUGCAAAGUUUUGCGAGUUGAAAGUUUUUUUCACAGCUCGCAAACCGUGCUUUGUAUUUUGAAGGCUAGACCUACUUAAGAGAUUCUAAAAAAAAACAAAAAAAAAUAUAUAAGAAAUGUUAAAUGACCAGCUAGCUUAGCGUUGUGAGUAAGAACCAUGUAGCUUCGUAGUUUUGUUGCAAUUUCGGGUAGCUAGGAAUUUCAAAUUAUAUGAAUAAUUAUUUUGUAAAACUGUACAACAAAAAGGUAAGUAUUCUAAUAAGAAUAGAGGAUUAGAUUAGUAAGAAAUAAAAGUAUUAAAUAAUUUUAAGGUUCGGAAUAAAAGAAUAUUUUAUUAGAGGAAAAAACACAAUAUUUGUCUGAAGUUGUAGAUUUCAACGAGUGUUUGCAGUUAAAAUACAAGUGAUAACAAUUGGAUAGAAUUUUUCAAGAAAAAGUUAAAUUUCGUACAGUUGCAAAUAUUAGAGAUAAAAACUUAGGAGAUGUAUAUUUUAGUUAAUGUUUUUUUUUACUAACCAGAGGCGGGCUCUUAGGGAAUUAUAAAGGGGAGAACAAGAGUAUUGCCUGCCAUUGGUUGUUGAAUAACGUUAACCGAAAUACAUAUUGUAUUUUUGAAGAAAAGUGAGUAACAAUAAACUUAGUAACUUAAGACCACUCUAGGAAGUUAAUGUUACCUUUAAAAAUUAUUUCUAAAGUAUUUAUGUAUUAUGCAAGAUCUUUAGGUGUAAGUUACACUUGUAUGAAGAUUUGUUGGCAGAAGCAGGGUGUUCCAUUGAAGUAGAAACCGCCAUAUGACUCUAAAUAAUAAUAAUUGUAGAAUGGACGUAUAGGAUGGAAAUGAAUUUGAAAUUAUUUUUUGUUACUCGGUAAAAAAAAAUAAUAUACAAGUACAGAAAAUAUUUUCAAUUUCUUUUAUUUUUUACUAUGUAUAAUUAAACAUCUGGAUAUAUACAUUUCGUAAUAUCUUUUGAAAUAUACAGGGUGCGCCAUAAAUUUCGUAGCAUAGGGGAUUUUUUUAUUGAGUUAUUGAAAAAUGUGGAAUUACUUCAGUACUUAUGCCCAGUAACAAAGAAAAUGCAAAUGUCAUACGACAUAAUCACUGAUCAACAUCAUUUUAAUCAAUAUACAGUCCCUGUAUAUGUUUAUGAAUCUUGGUACAUAAACUUAAAAUUGAAUUAUAAACAACCAUUCUCUUGGUCCGUUUUCGAAAUUUUGUAACUUAUAACCCCACUUUUUCCACUUUUAUUUUUGGCGCACCCUGUAUAGAUUAAGAAAAGAUAUAUACGUUUAGAUUAUGUGUUAAAACGAUUAUGUUUUUAUGAUAAUUUACAAGAAUUUCAAACUGCGAUUUUCAUCUACUGUUUAAUUGUAACUACUUUUAUAAUUAUAAUAUUUAUUACCACUUGGUGUGUGUAUAGUGAACUUCUUUUAUCUUAAACGUGGAUUUAUAUAAAUGUGUUGUUUUUUUACUUAAAUGUAAUUAACUAAAAAUUUUACACCCGUUGGUAUUUUAUCCAAUGAUGAGAUUUUAAUAAAAACGCUAUUGCUGCCUUUUAUAUAAAAAUAUCUCGAUAUAAAUACGUAUAAAUAAUGUUAUUCUAAAAAAUGCUUAUGCAAUGGAAAGCUUAGAAAUGUUUUCUUAGGGAAAAUUUGGCUCAAAAGUUUAGAAAAUUUAAGGAUUAGAAGAAAUAUCAAGCGAGGACAUGAAAAAAAAACAGACAUAAGUUUUACCUGCUAGCUUCUGUGAUGGAUUGUUUAAUUUAAUUAUUACCUAUAUAAAAAAA
Messenger RNA from Sitophilus oryzae (rice weevil), 3440 nucleotides. Its product is annotated as S phase cyclin A-associated protein in the endoplasmic reticulum. Gene Ontology annotation, molecular function: tubulin binding. The transcript has 9 exons. NCBI's taxonomy places the organism in Eukaryota, Metazoa, Arthropoda, Insecta, Coleoptera, Curculionidae. Bases 185 to 1348 code for a protein of 387 amino acids. The record is from RefSeq and is a predicted model, not a curated record. Gene Ontology annotation, cellular component: neuron projection; cytoplasm. Gene Ontology annotation, biological process: microtubule depolymerization; neuron projection development; regulation of microtubule polymerization or depolymerization.